Messenger RNA from Xyrauchen texanus (razorback sucker), 7538 nucleotides. Its product is annotated as afadin-like. Gene Ontology annotation, molecular function: cell adhesion molecule binding. The transcript is spliced from 34 exons. Gene Ontology annotation, biological process: signal transduction; regulation of protein localization. The record is from RefSeq and is a predicted model, not a curated record. The coding region runs from base 222 to 5999 and encodes 1925 amino acids. Gene Ontology annotation, cellular component: adherens junction. NCBI's taxonomy places the organism in Eukaryota, Metazoa, Chordata, Actinopteri, Cypriniformes, Catostomidae.
GUAGAAGCGGUGGACGCGAGAGCUGAGGUGCAUACACCGGUGACUGCUGGAGAGAGCGAUACUCACCAAGGAAACCGCUUUUAAAACCCCACAUUCUGGGUGUAGGGUAUUUUUACCUCGUCGGAUAAGAAGUACGUUUGAGUGGAUAAAACCUAAGCACCGACCAAAAGGUUUUUUUGUGUUUAUUCUCUGACUUGACUAGAUUUAGUCGGGAUUUGAGAAUGUCGGGGAGCCGAGAGGAGGAGCGGCGGAAACUCGCCGACAUCAUCAACCACUGGAACGCCAACCGGCUCGACCUGUUCGAGAUCAGCCAGCCGACGGAGGACUUAGAAUUCCAUGGCGUGAUGCGAUUUUACUUCCAGGACCGGGUGGCGGGAAACUUUGCCACAAAGUGCAUCCGAGUGUCCAGCACGGCCACCACGCAAGAUGUGAUUGAGACAUUGGCGGAGAAAUUUAGACCUGACAUGAGGAUGCUGUCAUCUCCAAAAUACUCCCUCUACGAAGUCCACGUCAGCGGCGAAGAGAGGAAACUGGACCUGGAUGAGAAGCCAUUGGUCGUGCAGCUGAACUGGAACAAAGAUGACAGAGAGGGGCGCUUUGUACUCAAGAACGAGAACGACAUUAUGCCCAAGAGAACACUGACAAAUGGCCCUGAGAAAGAGAAGGAGGGAGUGAUCCAAAACUUCAAAAGAACACUGUCCAAGAAGGAGAAGAAGAAAGAGAAGAAGAGGGAGAAGGAGGCCUUUUCCAGAAUUCCAGAUGGAGACGAGCUCACACUGAACCAAGAAGAUUGUGAGAACUCCAGGUUGGCAGCUGAGGUAUAUAAAGACAUGCCAGAGACCAGUUUCACACGAACCAUCUCUAACCCUGAGGUGGUGAUGAAGAGAAGACGACAGCAGAAGCUGGAGAAGAGGAUGCAGGAAUUCCGCAGUGGAGAUGGUCGGCCGGACUCAGGGGGAACUCUAAGGAUCUACGCUGAUAGUCUGAAGCCCAACAUUCCCUACAAAACCAUCCUGCUCUCUACUACUGAUAUGGCAGACUUUGCCGUGGCCGAGGCCCUAGAGAAAUACGGUCUGGAGAAGGAAAACCCUAGAGAUUACUGCAUCGCCCAGGUUAUUCACGUAAAUGAUAAACCAGUAAAAGAGGCUAUUCUGGAUGAUACAGAUUGCCCUCUGCAGAUCCUCAGAGACUGGACGAGCGAUAAAGAGGCCUUAGUGUUCCAGCUGAAAAAGCGACCUCCAGACUACGUUGCAAGGAAAGGACGUAAACCUGACAACAGGGUGGGGCCACAACACGGAUCCAUUCCUCCUGAGAAACUGCCCUACCUGGUGGAACUCAGCCCAGGGAGAGGGAGUCACUAUGCCUACUACUACCGCCACCAUGAAGACGGAUCGGACUCCAGGGAUAAACCCAAACUCUACCGACUGCAGCACAGCAUCACUGAGGUUGGAUCUGACCAGAGUGAAGAUGGAAACAUCCAGCUCUUUGGCCCUGGAAUUCUUCCUCAUCACUGUGACCUGAUGUAUGAGGAUGGGCUGGUGGCCGUGACCCCGGUUAGUUUGGACGCUGAGACAUUCGUGGAUGGACAGCAGAUCUCUGACACCACGGUGCUGCGUAGCGGUGUGACCCUCCAGUUCGGAGCCACUCACGUCUUUAAAUUUGUGGACCCCAGCUAUGACCACAGCAUGUCCAAGAGAGAUCCAGGGCCGAUGAUGAAGGGCAGACACAAAUCGGGGAGUGUCCCAGAGGCGAACUUUGAACUUCACGGGGACAUUCACAGUGGCUCUGCACUCCCUACAAGCAAGAGCUCAGGGAAGCUGGAGAUGGAACGUUCAGGAAAUGGUAGUGAAAGAGGUCUGGUUAAACCCAUGAUCAGAGGAGAACAGCAGGAAUUCAGCAAACAUGACGGAAGGUCCCAGGAUGGACCCGAGCUCACGCUGCCAGCCAGCAUCGAGUUCAGGGAAAAUUCCGAGGAUGCCUUCCUGUCCGCCAUCAUAAACUACACCAACAGCUCCACAGUGCACUUCAAACUGUCCCCCACCUACGUGCUGUACAUGACCUGCCGUUACGUCAUGUCCAGUCAGUACCGGCCCGACAUCAGCCCCUCAGAACGCACGCACAAGGUUAUCGCUAUCAUCAACAAGAUGGUGAGCAUGAUGGAAGGAGUUAUCCAGGAAAUUCCUGAAGGUGAACAGAAACAGAAGAAUAUUGCUGGGGCUCUGGCUUUCUGGAUGGCCAAUGCUUCAGAGCUGUUAAAUUUCAUCAAGCAGGACAAGGAUCUAAGUCGCAUCACGCUAGAUGCACAGGAUGUCCUUGCUCACCUUGUUCAGAUGGCUUUCAAGUUCCUGGUGCACUGUCUGCAGUCGGAUCUGAACAACUACAUGCCUGCUUUCCUCGAAGAUCCUGAUGAACAGAACCCACAAAGACCCAAGAUCGAAGACGUCCUGCACACACUAACGGGCGCAAUGUCUCUUCUGCGCCGUUGCCGUGUCAAUGCGGCCCUCACCAUCCAGCUUUUCUCCCAGCUCUUUCACUUCAUCAACAUGUGGCUCUUUAACAAGCUGGUGACUGAGGCAGACUCUGGCUUGUGCUCGCACUACUGGAGUGCCAUACUGCGACAACAACUCAGCCACAUCGAGGCGUGGGCUGAGAAACAGGGCCUGGAGCUGGCCGCAGACUGCCACCUCAGCCGCAUAGUGCAGGCAACAACCCUGCUCACUAUGGACAAAUAUUCCAUGCAAGACGUCCAGAACAUCAACAACACCUGCUUUAAGCUCAACUCUCUGCAGCUAAACGCUCUGCUGAGCAACUACCACUGCGCUCCUGAUGAGCCGUACAUUCCUCCUGAGCUGAUCGAUCACGUGGUAGCUGUGGCCGAGAACACUGCGGACGAACUGGCCCGAAGCGAUGGGCGCGAAGUACAGCUGGAGGAGGACCCUGACCUGCAGCUUCCUUUCCUAUUGCCUGAAGACGGCUACUCCUGUGACGUGGUGCGGAACAUUCCCAAUGGAUUUCAGGAGUUCUUAGAGCCACUUUGCCAGAGAGGAUUUUGUAGAUUGACCCCUCAUCCGCACUCUCCUGGAACUUGGACCAUCCAUUUUGAAGGAGCAAAUUGUGACAGCCACUUCUCGACUGAAAUUUCAGAUCUGCCAAUGCGGAAGGAUCCAGAAGUUGCGACUGUGACUUUGAAGAAACACAAUGGCAUGGGCCUCAGUAUUGUGGCGGCCAAGGGUGCCGGGCAGGACAAACUCGGCAUUUACAUCAAGUCUGUUGUCAAAGGAGGUGCAGCAGAUGUGGAUGGGCGUCUGGCUGCUGGAGACCAGUUACUCAGCGUGGAUGGACGAAGUCUUGUCGGCCUCUCACAGGAGAGGGCGGCAGAACUGAUGACACGAACCGGCUCGGUCGUUACGCUUGAGGUGGCCAAACAGGGAGCAAUUUUCCACGGGCUGGCCACACUCCUGAAUCAGCCUUCCCCCAUGAUGUCCCGUGCGUCAGACCGUGGACGUGGGGACAAGGGGAAAGCCAGACCAAAAAGUGAGGGUUUUGAGCUCUACAACAACUCUGUGCAGAACGGCUCACCUGAGAGUCCUCAAGACACAUGGGAUGCCUACCCUGAACCAAAGAAGGAUGACAGGUUACUGAAGAACCGUGCAGACCACCGGUCCAGUCCAAAUGUGGCUAACCAGGCACAAAGUCCAGGAGGAAAACCUGUUUACCCAGGAGCACCAGGAAAGAUCACUUCGGUCUCAACGGGAAACCUCUGCACUGAUGAGGAGCCAUCUCCACCCCAUCCAGAGGCAUAUCCAAUCCCCACUCAGACAUACCCUAGAGAAUAUUUCACUUUUCCAGCCUCUAAAUGUCAGGACAGGGUGGGCCCUGGCCAGCCCUGGCAAAAUAACGAGCCAGAGCCUCUACCCCCUAUGGAUAACCACACUAACAACAACAUAGCUAUGCAGCGGGUAGCGCGCUCACAGGAGGAGCUGUGUGAUGUGCCCGGCGGUUACCCAGGGGACCAUCUACACCAGGAAGGCCUGAUGCACCUGCAACAGCAUGAGGCAGAGUACCGAGGCGGAGGCGAGAAUUGGAACCACCAAGUGUCGUCGUCGGUGGAGUCCAGCACAUCCAGCCAAGAGCACCUCAACUUCUCCUCCUCCUCUGCCUCCAGGAACCAGGGCAACCACAAGAGUGGCCCUGGUCGCUGGAAGACCCCGAUAGCCCCCCAAUCUGGCCCUGUGGGUGUCUCCCAACCCUCCCGCUCUGACCUACCCCCACCACCUCCUCCUCCACCUGCACACUAUGACUACGAGCCACAGGUUGACCUACCCCUUCCGCCUCCACCUUCUGUUGCACAACAACAGGCAGCAGCCGCCAUGGCCGCAGCCGACCGCAAGAAGCGCGAAGAGCAACAGCGCUGGUAUGAAAAGGAGAAAGCUCGGCUUGAAGAAGAGCGAGAGAGGAAAAGAAGAGAUCAGGAAAGGAAGUUGGUGCAGAUUCGGAACCCUCCCGUCCCAGUUAUGCACAACAACCAACAUGGCCCCCUACCGCCUGCCCCUCAGCACCAACAAAUUCCCCAUCCACAGCCUCCAGUGCAGGUGCCUCAACCCUACUUGCCCCCAGUCCAACCUCCUCAACCACACCCACCACUACCAGCCCGACCUGAUAAACUCUCCAGCCUCCCACGCCAGCCCUCACAGUCCCAGGACACGGUAAUCCGUGAGUUCCUACCCCAGCAACAGCCACGCACCAUUGAGAGACGUGACCUGCAGUACAUCACCAUCAGUAAAGAGGAAUUGUCCAACAGCGAUAGCCUCUCCCCAGACCCCUGGAAGAGGGACGCCCGUGAGAAACUGGAGAAGCAACAGCAGCUUCACAUUGUUGAUCUUCUAGACAAGGAAAUACAGGACUUGCAGGCAAAGCCUGAGCGCACGGCAGAGGACAACGACCGACUGCGAAAACUCAUGCUGGAGUGGCAGUUCCAGAAGAGACUGCAGGAGUCCAAACAGAACGAGGAGGACGAGGAAGAGGAGGAUGAUGAAGAUGUAGACACCACACUUAUUAUGCAGAGACUGGAGGCGGAGAAAAGAGCAAGGCUACAGGAUGAAGAGCGACAAAGGAAACAGCAACUGGAGGAAAUCCGUAAGCGUGAGGCAGAGGAGCGAGCCAAACAGGAGGAGGAGAGACGCUGGAGAGAGGAGGAAAGAGCCAGACGAGAGACUGAGGAGAAGAGGAGACAGGAGGAAGAUUACUACACUCGCCUGGAGGCAGAGCGGCGCCGGCAGCACGAGGAAGCCGAGCGCAAGCUGCUAACGCCAGAAGAGCCUGGUCUGUACAGACCCCCCCUCCCCAGGGACUACCAGCCCCCUUCUCCUGCAUCUGCCCUUGCCACUAACAGCAACAGCGCCCCUCCACCCCCGCCUCAGAGAAACACCUCCUACCUCAAAACCCAGGUCACCUCCCCCAACACCAUAUACACUGCCAAGUUUGUCUCGUACAAUGAUGAGGACGAGGGCGACGACCCGGGCCUAGCAGGUCAGGUUAAGUUCUCGGCCACACGGAAGUCCUACGGUGAUCUUCCCCCCAACCCAAAGCCCCAGCCGCCGCCAACCGCGCGCAAGCCCCGCCCUGUCUCAGAUGGCAUUUUUCUGUCCAGCUCAUUCCAGCUGCCCGCUGCGGCCAAUGCCAACAGUACCGCUACCAAGGCAGGGCAGCCCCCUCCCCUUCCCACCAAACCAAGCUUCAUCCCAUCAGCCAACUCAAAAGGGUUUAAUUCAUACACUGGAAACUCAACAGGACUAGGAUCGGGAGAGGUUUACAAUGACCCACAAGAGAAAUGGACAAAAGGCGGUCCCGACCAGGAGAACACAAUAGGAGGAGCCCCAGAGAAUCUAACAUUUAAGGAGCGCCAGAGAUUGUUCUCAGAGGGAAAGGAAGUGUCAAGCAAGAUGAAAGCUUCCCGGAAGCUCAUGGAACUGGAGAAUGAACUAAACAUAAAACAGUAGCAAAGAGCCCGAGCAGGACUUAUUGCCAAUAUCCGACACAUCCCUGGAAAACCAUCAGCCAUCUAGAGCUUCCCACUCAUUUUACGAGUUUCCUUUUGGUUUUAUUGAAUAACUGGAUGGUUAAGUAUCAUUUAGCUGCAUUGUUGCAAUAAGAGACAAUACUCCAUAAAUUCCCUCAAAAGAUAUAUUAUGAUAAAGCACUGUAAAUUGUUUUAAUUAUAUUAAGAAAUUUGAAAUGACAUGAAAGGGGUAUAUUUUUGUUUGUGCAAGUCUUUGCUCAUUUUAUUUUUUUUAAUAGGCAGUCAUGUGGGAUAUUUUACGGUGUUAUUUUAUUAUCUUCCAUCAUCUUUCCACUUUUUUUUUCUUUCUAGAGUAAGUGCCGAUAUAAUAGACCAAGGUUAACAUCUCAACAGAACGGGGACAGAGUUGUUCAUGUAUUUUAUCAAACUGAUAAACAAAACUUGUAUAGGAAGCUUCCAUUUUUCAUGUCACAUCAUUUUUGUCCUCCUGGUCCCUCCACAUUCACAGAUACACAGACACCUUUAGCAUACCUCGUGUCUGCAAGAAAAUAUUCAUUUUUCCGCUCUGUAAUGAGCUUUCGUAUCCUCGUUUGCACCAUUCGUGAAUUAAACUUUUUCCUCUUUUUACUGGACCGUCUGCAAGUCUGUCAUUCCACGAGCACUGAGGGUUACAACUUUUAUAAUAAUUUUGUUUAAAUGGAUGAUCCACCUACACCGUAGCCAGGUGCCAUUGGCGAAACAAAUUUUGAUGGUAGUAUAAUGAUAAAAGAUGAUUUAAAUAAGAUUGUGAUUGUGAGACGCAAGAGCCUUUUCAUUAGAAGGUAUUUAUUUUAACCUUAUUGACGUGGUUACAGAUUUGUUUGUAUUUAUAAGUCUGGACAGUCUGGUGUUUAAAUUUGAUGGAUGAGCAUCAAACAUGACAGCUAUAUGCGUCCUAUUGUUUCUGACAGAAUAGGCCACUAGUCCACUGUUUAAUUGCGUAACAACUAGGUCCCCACAGCUUACAGUAUUGCAGACUUUAUUUAAAUGAAAGAUCUGGUUGUGUCUCUUACGUUUGAAACACCCGCAUCUUUCCAUUCAUAGUCCAGAUCUGUCGCCGCCUGUGUAAAUAAUUUUCCAGAGAACAAAGACUUUGUAAAUUCAAAUGAUGCAUAAGGGUAAUGUGUCAAUAUCUUUCUUUGUGCCACUUUGAAAAACAUAAACUGACACAUAUAAGCCGUCGUGUUUUCAUUUUAGGUUAAAGAUGGAUUCAUUUUAAUGGUUGUUAAAUAGGCUUUUGUAAAUCAUAAAUAAAUACAGAUUUUACAACAACAAAAAAAGGUGAAAACUGUCUGGGUGUUUUGUAAGAAUUGUUUAUGGGGAUGAAGUCCACACGUAGUGGACUUUAACCAUUGGAAACUUGUUGCUUUAAGGAUAUAUGGAGGGCCAAAUGACUAAAAAUGCAGUCAAUAAGUUUAUAAUUACAUAAUGAAAUUAAGUUAAUUAUUAAAUCACUACAUAAAUCAAUAAAUGGGUAAGU